Molecule: messenger RNA, 1530 nt
Organism: Drechmeria coniospora
Lineage: Eukaryota; Fungi; Ascomycota; Sordariomycetes; Hypocreales; Ophiocordycipitaceae
Product: UBX domain protein
Exons: 2
Coding region: 1-1530 (509 amino acids)
Source: RefSeq, a predicted model, not a curated record
AUGGCCUCACACGUUGUGGUCAUUGCCACCGACCUCCGGCGCAAAACGAUCAAGGUCUCGCCUGGAACCUACCUUAUCGACGUUCUCGAGCAAGCCUGCAAGGAGCUUAACCUUGCGAGUGACAGGUAUCUGAUAAAGAACAAGCAGAAGCAAGUCGACCUCUCUGUACCCUUCCGCACAUCUGGACUCUUGCCUGGCGCCAAGCUCGAGCUGGUUCUCAAGUCCAACACGCCUUCGGCCGUGCAAGUCGCUUUGCAGCUGCCCCAUCCCGACGCCAAAGAGAUACCCGGUGGUCGGCUGAUCCGAAAGUUCCCUUCCGAUCUGUCCCUUUGGAAAGUUCUGCGUCAGUUUGAAAGCGGCGAGGCAAGCGCGGGCAAGAAUGUCAACAUCACGGCUCGUGGCGUCGCGGAUAACAUCACCAGUGGUGGCGGUCAUCUGUUCUACGAAACGCCCGUACUGAACAUCAUGGGCAGGGAGUUUGCUACGUUUCGGGAAUUUCAGAAGACGCUGUCGCAGCUGGGCUAUAACUCGGGAAAUGUCCUCGUGCGGCUGUCGUACAGAAAGACGGACCAGAUCAUGCUCGAGGCAAUGGAUCAGAUAUCCCAUCUAUUCAAGGACAUCGAGGAGCAAGAUCAGAAGGCGGAGAAUGCAACGGCUGAAACGACGGUGGAGGAAUUCGAGCCAGAGCGGCUUGAAGACGCACCUAUGACGGACGGAAAUCAUGACUGUGCCAAAGACUCCGAAACUCAUCAGCGAGCUCCUCUUCAAGACAAGCUGGAGGACGAAUCAACAGGAAAAACGGAGGAAGCAACCGGAGAGCGUCCACCUGGUGGCUCCUCGUCUCUAGCCCCCAUCGACCCCUACCUGCCCGUCAGCGUGUUCCUGGCCCCGACGGGCCCCGUACCAGCCGCGGCCCUCGCCCCCUCCGAGUCCGACUCUGAGUUUGUCCCUUCCAUCGCUCACGCGCAGCUUCAUCAAGCACGUCUACAGCAGUCCUCGCGCAACAAACGUCUUCCCUCGGACAGGGAGCUCGAGGAAAAAAUCGCUGCCGAGGAAGCCCGGCUCGCGGCCAUCAAGUCUGUCGUCAUCAAGGUGCGCUUCCCCGACAACACGAGUAGCGAGUGGCAAGUUGGCCCCGAGGCCACGGGGACGUUCCUGUACGAGGCAGUGCGGCGAGUCAUGGCAAGCAGAGAACACCCUUUUCGGCUCGUCCUUCCCGGCAGCAAAACGGCGAUCCAAGACAACAGCAGCUCGCAACACGGCCUCAUUAGGUCAUACAAGCUUUCUGGCAGGGUUCUCGUCAACCUUGUCUGGGACGACAGCGUGCCCAAGCAGGCCCGCCAGAAACCGUUCCUCAGUGAAAGCGUGGCGCAACUAGGAAAGGUAGUCAAGAUCCCAGAGAUGCCGCGGACGGCCGAGGAUGACCAGCCGGCUCCCGUUCAGCAACAGCCAAGGGCGGACAGAGGCAAGGGUGCUGGAGAAGACGGUGCCAAAAAAGUGCCGAAGUGGUUCAAGAUUGGAAAGAAGUAG